Messenger RNA from Entelurus aequoreus (snake pipefish), 1054 nucleotides. RefSeq names its product protein diaphanous homolog 2-like. NCBI's taxonomy places the organism in Eukaryota, Metazoa, Chordata, Actinopteri, Syngnathiformes, Syngnathidae. The record is from RefSeq and is a predicted model, not a curated record. The transcript is spliced from 4 exons. Bases 25 to 351 code for a protein of 108 amino acids.
AAGGAGAACCACAAGAAGAGGGAGAUGGAGGAGAAGAUCAAGAGAGCCAGGCUGGCGAAGGAAAAAGCCGAGCGCGAGAAGCAGGAGCGUCAGCAGAAGAAGAAGCAGCUGAUUGACAUGAACAAAGAGGGAGAUGAAACUGGAGUGAUGGACAGCCUCAUGGAAGCGCUACAGUCCGGAGCAGCCUUCCGCGAUCGCCGAAAACGGACGCCGCGCAACGGUGAUCAAAGUCCUUCCAGUCCAGCCUCUCGGUGGCCGGCUGCUAACUAUGGUUACAGAACCUUAGAUAACCGCCGCGCCGUGCUGGAACGCUCCCGCUCUCGCCACAACACCAACCACCAGGCUCGAUGAUGUCGCCCGAAGACGACCCGGAGGAGGAUCCUGUCGCUGAGUCCCACACACGUUAACCCCGCCUUCCACGCUCUCUCUCUCCAUGUUGUCCUCCUGUCGGUCCGUCAUAGGAAGCGAAACAAAAAUGCGUCGCCAAAACGGUGCUGUGUACAAACGUAGGAGACUAUACCCAUUCCACGCUUAGACUUCAGAGCAUGUGACUCACACGCCUCAAUUUUCGACAGGAUUCAUUUUAUUUUUUCAAAUACACGGCGCUUUUCAUAUUUUACACACCUCCGUUUCGACAGGAUGCAUUUUGGGUUUUAAGCGCCUCCUUUUCAUUUAGAGACACACCUCCAUUGUGGCAAGAUGCAUUGCAUUCUGUACGCACCUCCAUUUUUGACAGGAUGCAUUUUAUUCUUGACACACCUCCAUUUUUGACAGGGUGCAUUUUAUUUUGUAGGUGCCCCCAUUUUCCACAGAAUGCAAUUUAUUCCUACGCACCUCCAUUCUGACAGGAUGCAUUUUAGUCUUGACACAUCUCCAUUACGACAGGGUGCAUCUUAUUUUGUAGGUGCCUCCUUUUAAUUAGGAGACACACCCCCAUUUUGGCAAGAUGCAUUAUAUUCUGUACGCACCUCCGUUUUUGACAGGAUGCAUUUUAUUCUUGACACAUCUCCAUUACGACAGGGUGCAUUUUAUUUUGUAGGUGCCUCCUUUUCAG